AUGGCACCUUGCAAAGAAAUUCGUCAGCUCCAGCAAGAUUUGGACACUUAUUGGAUAUUGGAAACAGCGCUGAGUAUUAAAUCAAGGUUGCUUCUGGUCUUCGUUUUGCCAAAGAUGACACAAAAUACGAGCAUUCCAGUCAGUUAUCCUAUGAUGCCUCCGAUAGAUGAUUUAAAUAAAUAUGCACAUUUAUUGCAAGUCAUUGAAGAAAUGGGACGAGAUAUUAAACCAACCUACGCCAAUAACAAAAAUGCCGCAGAAAGACUAAAAAAGAAUAUUCACACUGCUAGGAUUUUAGUCAGAGAAUGUGUUUCAGAACUUGAACGUGUUAUGAAAGCGUAG
Molecule: messenger RNA, 342 nt
Organism: Schistosoma bovis
Lineage: Eukaryota; Metazoa; Platyhelminthes; Trematoda; Strigeidida; Schistosomatidae
Source: the annotation of a GenBank genome assembly